Wasmannia auropunctata (little fire ant) is the source of this 704-nucleotide messenger RNA. RefSeq lists its product as uncharacterized. The record is from RefSeq and is a predicted model, not a curated record. The coding region runs from base 203 to 535 and encodes 110 amino acids. NCBI's taxonomy places the organism in Eukaryota, Metazoa, Arthropoda, Insecta, Hymenoptera, Formicidae. The transcript is spliced from 4 exons.
ACCGUCGCCAUCGCCAUCGCCAUCGCCAUCGGACCGCCAUGAUCGUACAAUAUGCUUGCAGUCGUAUCGAGCACGCAACAACGUGGAGAGGUGUAUGUUUGCGCGAUUAAGUCCGUACGAUCUUCCGGUUCCUCGUUCGCGCAAGCGUGAAACGAAUCCAAAACGAGAAUUUGGCGCUGGCCCGACGACACGAGUGCGUUAAAUGAAAUAUCGAUUGUACCGUCCGAUAGCCAGUCAAAAACUGAUCGCGGCCGUUUGCCCAUAUCGCUUUGUUUGCCAACACACUCCUGAUUCAACUGGGUCAACUACGAUCGAUUGCGAUGGCUUUACAUUACUGCCGUUAAAAGGCAAGGGUCUUCUGCAUCGAGGAGAUAGAAAGUUUGCCUCCGCAAAAUCGAGUGUCACCGACAGCAGCAGCAGCAGCAGCAGCAGAAACUUCCAAUAUCUCACUAAAAAAUCGAGGCAGCAAAAUUACUUGGCUAUCCUCACGCGCAAGGAGCUUUCCCUUCGACCGUACAAUAUACAUAUAUGUUGAUCAUUGAAUCGAAGACAGUCGCAAAAAUCGAGAUGAUCAAAUUCAGGAAUAGAUCGCUAUGGGAUUGUCAAGUCUAUAAAAACUCACUCAAGGAAAUUGUUAUCGAUAUUGAGGUGGAUGAGGCCGAAAUCGAAAAGCUGAUAGCAAAAGACAAGAAACGGAGUCGUGA